Messenger RNA from Brassica napus (rape), 2035 nucleotides. RefSeq names its product pollen receptor-like kinase 3. The record is from RefSeq and is a predicted model, not a curated record. Gene Ontology annotation, biological process: protein phosphorylation. The transcript has 2 exons. NCBI's taxonomy places the organism in Eukaryota, Viridiplantae, Streptophyta, Magnoliopsida, Brassicales, Brassicaceae. The coding region runs from base 1 to 1869 and encodes 622 amino acids. Gene Ontology annotation, molecular function: protein binding; ATP binding; protein kinase activity.
AUGGCCGUGGCCUGGCUAAUUUGGCCGCUCAUGCUAUCUCUCACAGCACUUUCUGCUAACUCGUUAACCGAAGCAGAAGCAUUGCUGAAAUUCAAGGAAUCACUAACAAACACCAAGUCUCUCGAUUCUUGGACAUUAGAUUCAGAGCCUUGCGGAAGAACACAACGAUGGUUCGGAUUGCUAUGCAACAAAAACUCUGUUUUUGGCCUCCAAAUCGAACAAUUGGGUCUCACAGGAAACAUUGACGUUGCACCCUUAGUCGACCUACCCGGUUUACGCACCGUAAGCAUAAUGAACAACUCCUUCUCCGGUAAAAUACCAGAGUUUAACCGAUUAACCGCUCUGAAAUCGAUUUACUUAUCAAACAAUCGGUUCUCUGGUGAUAUCCCUCCUGAUUAUUUCGCAAGAAUGCUUUCCCUGAAGAAAUUGUGGCUGUCGAACAACGAGUUCUCUGGCCACAUCCCUCUCUCGCUUGCCACUACAUUACCAAAACUGAUGGAGCUACACCUCGAAAACAAUCAAUUCACUGGGAUUAUACCGAACUUCACCCAACCGGGUUUAGCUGAUGUCAAUCUCUCAAACAAUCGGCUAACCGGAGAAAUACCACCCGGUUUGUCAAGAUUCAAGGCAAGCAGUUUCGCGGGAAAUUCUGAUCUUUGUGGUGCAGAGCUAGGAACAACCUGCACGCAGCCGGGAAUUUCGACUGCAUCGAUCUCAGUAGACGGAGACAAGAAAGCUGAGUAUAAGAGCAAAUACUAUAUAGCAUUCGGUACACUAGGGUUCCUUUUUAUCCUUAUCAUAUUCUUCUUAUUAAUCCUAAAGAAGAGGAGGACGAGUAUGCUUCGUACCUCUGAACAAGACAACACAGAGGAUCAACAAAUUCAGGUAACUGUUGACGGAUCAAGAAGUGGAGCCUCGAGGCAUGGUAAGCCCAGUAGUUUCCGCGAGCUGAGGACAGAUUUGGUGAUGGUGAACAAAGAAAAGGGUGUUUUCGAUUUAGAGGAGUUACUAAAAUCAUCAGCUCACGUUCUCGGAGCUCCCAACGGCCAGCCUAACAGCGGGGGAAGCGUGGGAUCUGCGUACAAGGCGGUGAUCGCGAGCGGAGUCAAGGUGGUGGUGAAGCGAGUGACGGUGAUGAAUGAAGUGAGUAUAGGCGUAUUCGCACAAGAGAUCAAAAACCUAGGAAGCUUGCGUCACAAGAACAUCCUAACGCCUCUGGCUUACCAUUCCAGGCGAGACGAGAAGCUACUAGUGUUCGAAUUCAUCCCUAAUCUAAGCCUGCUUCACCGAUUAAAAAGCGAGGAGGAUUCGCAACUAAACUGGCCUUCACGGUUUAAAAUCAUUCAAGGAAUCGCAAGAGGGAUGUGUUACCUCCACGGAGAGUUAGCGUUUCUAACCUUACCUCACGGAAACCUAAAAUCGAGCAACAUAUUCCUCGCCGACGACGGCGAGCCGCUGAUCUCCGAGUUCGGCCUCCAGAGAUUGAUCAGCCCCGACGCUCAAUCCCAAUCCCUAGCCGCGUAUAGCUCUAGCGACGCAACCGUCUCUGCGAAAUCCGACGUGUAUACUUUCGGAGCCGUGGUGUUAGAGAUCUUGACGGGGAAGUCCCCGCCGCAAUACGGUGGAUUGGAUCCAGCCGGUGGCGCGAGUUUGGCGGAGUGGAUUGGCUCCGACGUGGAUCUGCUUCAUCCGACGGUUGUAACUGCCGCUCGCGAUGAUAAAAUGGUGUGGGAUGAGAUCGAGAAUGUUUUGCGCAUCGGUGUGAGAUGUAUCGGAGAAGAUCCAGAUCGGCGACCGAGUAUGAUUGAAGUCGUUGACGAACUAACGAUGGAUGAUUCUAGCGACGACUUCAUUUCUGUAGAAACUUAGCUUCACCGUCGAUUCUGGGAUUCGAUGAAUUCCAACCGUUAGAUUCAUGUAGCACCAUUUUUUGUUUUCAUUCUCUAUCUUUAAAUAUUUAUAUACUUGACGCGGGUUGAGAAUAUUAAUUUAGUUAUUUAUAAGAUAAGAAGAUAUUAGGUGUGUUUAAUGUUGA